AUGUUUCAGAAAGACAUCAACGACGCGAAACGGCUUAUAAAAAGAAGAAACCUCUUAGUCAUCAUAAUACACCGACAAACGGAUGAUUUUCAUCCGUGGAUUGGCCAACUCGAAUUAAAAAGCAAAACAGUUUCAUAUUGCAUAAAUGAACCAUCGUGUUUAACUAUGUCAUCGAACAACUCACAGAGAACAGAUUGUUUACGAACACAAAUUCCGAUCAUCACUACUGAUGAAAAUAUUCUGGAUCAACUUGAACAAGUUCAAUAUGAGGAAAAAUCUGAUCGACAGAACUCGACACAGAAGAAAUUCAAACCUAAGGUGAAUGAUUUAAUUUGUGUCGUUUGUGGAUCACCAGCAAGUGGAUAUAAUUUCGGUGCAAUCGCGUGUGAAAGUUGCAAAGCUUUCUUCCGUCGAAAUGCUCGAAAAGAUCCGAAAUCGCUCUGUUGUGUGGAGAAAGGUGAUUGUAAAAUAACACCUUUCACACGUCGUUUUUGUUCGUCUUGUCGGUUAACGAAAUGUUUAAGCAACGGUAUGCAAUGUGAUCGAAUUUGGACGAUCGAACAAAAAGCAGAAAAACGUCGUCAAAUAGAAGAGAAUAAAAAGUUAGCGAUGAAUUCUAAUGUUCAGUCAAAUGAAGAAAAACUUCCUUCAACAUCGUGUUUAGAUGAUCUAUCAAUGGACACGAAUAUUCUUUUCACAGAUUUUACUGAAUUUCUCUUCCCUCAGGCUCAACUCAAUGCAAAUGAUUUACAAAGAAUAGAAAUAAUAUCCGAUUCUUAUCAAAGACGUAUCGAGUUUGCGGCUCGUGAGGGUCUCCCUUGGGAUCCAUCUGUACCUACGAAAACAUUUAUUCAAGUUCUCAACAGUCAUUCUGUACACGUCAUGCGAUUGUUAUCAUUCUUCAAACAAAUUCCCGAGUUUAAUCAAUUAAAUAUCAAUGAUCGAGUAACUUUAAUUAAAUACAAUCUCGAUACACUUCUCGGUAUCAAUUGCGUUCUUUGGUAUAAAAAAGAAACGCAUGAAAUGAUCGAAGAUGAUGCCGAUGUUCCAUCAAAUAUGCAAUUCUAUCAAAUCGUUCAUGGUUACAAAACGUGUCUUGCAACCCGAAAGAUUUUUCUUUCACUUUUACAUCUCGCUAGCUACGAUCGAAAAAUCAUCCAACUGAUGCUCAUUAUCCUUCUUCUCACUAAAGGUUUCUCAAUAAUAAAUCCUUCCCAUGAGCAAAUCUUCAACGAUGAAACGUCUGUCGAUCAACUGCACAAUUACUACACAGAAUUGUUAUGGAAAUACAUGGAAACAAUGCAUGGAUAUGCCAAAGCAGUUAAUCUUUUCAGUGAACUUCUUGCUCAUAUCAUUUCAUGGCAAAUGAUUCAUGAAGAAAUGAGAAAUAACAUACUACGGACUUUAUCACCCGAUGAUACGAAUGAACUGUUGCCAAUUAUGAAAUCAAUAUUACGUGUUUCGUGA
Molecule: messenger RNA, 1467 nt
Organism: Adineta ricciae
Lineage: Eukaryota; Metazoa; Rotifera; Eurotatoria; Adinetida; Adinetidae
Source: the annotation of a GenBank genome assembly